AUGCAUCUUUUCUCUCUUCCUAGCUUCAAGCAGCAUGUGGCGUACAUGCAGCGUGUGUCGCAGUCCGCCGACUGGGGGCUGCCGCCUGUUUAUUCGCCCUGCGGGCCCCACACCGCGUCUCUGCCCGACCCGCGCCCUCAGUCUUCGGCCUCGCCUCCUUCUUCGUGGUCGCACCCGGAGGCGGGCCUGUCGCGGGCUCUGUUGCAGCCAGUCCCCGCAGGCGCGGAGAGCCCCGUGCGCGUCUGUCUUCUCGAGGCGGCGCCGCCUGCCGCAGGCACGCAGCUGAAGGCCGCCAAACAGAGACAGUGCCGGCGCGUCUACGACGAAAUUGUCUCUGAUUCGUCGGAGGAGGAGGCGGAGGAGCCCGCCGCGGAAAGAACGGCGGCGCUACUUCCCGGAGGUCGAGUCACAAGUCUGGGGGACGCGGGAGACGAGAGAGGCAAAGAGGACAUCAAAACGGCGGAAGCGGAAGCAGGAAAGGAACACAGCGAAGAGACUGGGCACGGAGGCGGCGCGCCAGCGGAGAAGUUGAGCGCACAGGAACGCGAAGCUGCGCAGCGCCGCCAAGAUGAGGGGGAUGGGGGAAACAACGGGUUCCCUGCAGAGGGGCGGAAAGACCGAGGAGAGGAGACACAGGAAGCGGCACGCGUGGAGACGAAGAUGGACUCCAAAACCGAAGAGGUGGAGGUGAAUGACGGGGCGGUAGAAUCGAGAGAUAGAAUAGAUUUGUCAAACGCAGGCGACGAGGAACAGAGAAAGCGAGAAGGACGUAAGGAACGAAGCGGAGCGGACAGAAAACGAGAGGUAAAACGGGGGGUGGCCUGCAGCGAACUGCAGCCGCAGGCAACAGGGCAAGGUAGCGGAGACGUGGAGGUGCAAGAAGCAGCCGUAAGGAACGGACCCCGUGCGAGUCUGGACCCGCGUGACGACGACGAGGAAAAAGGAGAAGCAAGCGAGGAACCGAUGGGGUCAGGAGAGGAAACGAUCGGGAAGACGGAGAGUGAGGGCUCCGAGCAAGCGGCAAAGAGAGAGACAGAUACAGAGCCCGAGGGGAUGAACGAGUGUAACGCCUCAAGGCGACUGGAAGAAGACAGGAGAUGCGGAACGCAGGAAGGGGUGAAAAAGGAGAGAGACAACGUUGAAGACAAGGUGGCAGAGGCAGAGAUAGCGCCUCAACUCAAGAGAGGUGCCCCCGCCGUCCAGGCGUGUGUCGUCUGUAACGCAAGCGGAGACACCGUAGACGCAGGCACGCCCCUCGCACCAAUGCCUCAGUGUCCUUUCCAGUGUCGCACCUGGUGCGCUGAGAGUCCGCGUUCUCACACGUCUGCUCCAUACGGUCUCCGACCUCAGGAGGCGGUUUCUUGUAUUCCAGCUUCUGCCGGGUUCCAGAGUUCGCCCUCGAGCUUUGCCGAGGCCUCCCCGUGGGUGGAUCCCUUCGAUCCUCCUCCUGCCCCGUCGCCUGCGGAGCUGCGGUGGCUGCGCUUCGUCGCCCACUUCAUUCCCAGUUCGCGGCUUCUUUUUCUUCGAGACUUUUGUCCGCGCUUUUCCUGGGAGGGACUCUGUGUGCCUUUCGCAACUGUCCAGGGCGAAAGCGAAGGCAGCCCGUCUCGAGGGGUAGCCGCGCAGGGCUUGCCGGCUGCCAAUCCGUCUGCCCCGUCAGAGCACGAAGGACGCGAGCAGCGGGAGGGCGCCGAUUCUGGCGAGUGGCGCGAAACUAACGGGGAGAAAGUGGCGCGAAGACCGCAGCCUGCGCAAGCGGGAGUGCGGCUGCUGAGCUCUCCAUGUUGUGCGCCGUUUGCCGGCGAGACAAGCGACACAGAAGGGGUCAGUUUCGCUGCUGGUGGAACUGAGUGCUUUCCUUCUUCACUCUGUCAUCGCUUUGGGGGGGAGCGUCCGCCCAAACUUUCUCGAGUCGGGAAAUCGGGAUGCUUCAGUUCACCUGCCGGCAAAGCGAGGAGGUGGAUUUGGCUUUCCCUGGCGAAAGUAAAAGUCGCCCUACGAGUGCACGAGUUUGAAGGUGUAGCUUGUCAGGAAGGAGAUGUGGGAGGAAGAGCGCUUCCAGAUGGUUGCUCGGCGUCUGCGACAGAGAAGAUUUUAAACUGUCUCCCGACAAUGACGAUCGCUCUCGCUAUUAGUAGCGCACGUGAGGGAGAGCGCAAGAAUUUCAAGCGCACAGCCAAUGGAACUCUGGCAGAGUCGAGCAGAAUGAUGGCACUACCAGCUUCAGAUCCAAGACGAGAAGGGAAGGGCUCCCUAAAGAUCGUGGAAGCGAAGGAGGAUUUCACGUGCGUGUGCUACGCUGUCGUCAUGCGCGUAGACAGGCGUGCGCACAAGAUCCUCUGCCUCGUCGGCGGCUCUGUAGCCGUUUCCAGCCACCUCCUGAAGCGCAUCGACACGAUCAUGCUAGGCACUUCAGGCGGCUCCGCGGUCAGCUCGAAGGAAAAGGCCCAAGGUACCAGAACCGUGAAACAUAUGGACGUGAAUAUGUCAGCGUCAGCCAUGAGUGCUCUAGCUCUGGAUGUAUCAGCUGAGGAGGACAUUCAUGACGGUGUUCGGUGUCGUCGAACCCAGGUGGUGGCGAGGAUGCUGAGCAGCAAAGCGGCUGUCAGGCGUCCGGCGCGACCGCGAGCUGUGCGGCAGUGA
Besnoitia besnoiti is the source of this 2643-nucleotide messenger RNA. RefSeq lists its product as uncharacterized. Bases 1 to 2643 code for a protein of 880 amino acids. The transcript is spliced from 4 exons. The record is from RefSeq and is a predicted model, not a curated record. NCBI's taxonomy places the organism in Eukaryota, Apicomplexa, Conoidasida, Eucoccidiorida, Sarcocystidae.